AUGGUCGUCGGUCUACCUGCACACGCGUCUCUCAGUGCAGACAUCUUCUUCACCGUCACAAAGAGUAUCAGCAUUUACGGCUCGUAUGUUGGCAAUCGCCAAGAUGCGCGAGAGGCCCUCGAGAUCGCGUCUCGUGGCCGGGUCAAGUGCUACUAUGAGGCGAAACCCUUGUCUGCGCUAGCUGAAACUUACGAAGGCCUCGAGCAGGGUAAGAUUGUCGGUCGUAUUGUUCUUGACAUGCGGGACGACUAG
This is a messenger RNA of Fibroporia radiculosa, 252 nucleotides long. RefSeq lists its product as uncharacterized. Bases 1 to 252 code for a protein of 83 amino acids. NCBI's taxonomy places the organism in Eukaryota, Fungi, Basidiomycota, Agaricomycetes, Polyporales, Fibroporiaceae. The record is from RefSeq and is a predicted model, not a curated record. The transcript is spliced from 2 exons.